Molecule: messenger RNA, 1352 nt
Organism: Trichoderma atroviride IMI 206040
Lineage: Eukaryota; Fungi; Ascomycota; Sordariomycetes; Hypocreales; Hypocreaceae
Source: RefSeq, a predicted model, not a curated record
CCGCAGCUAUAGUUUCAAUGACUGCACACAACUUCAGCGUCAUCAUCGUAGGCGCUGGCCCCGUCGGCCUCUCAGCAGCCCAUGCCCUUCGUCUUGCCAACAUCGACUUUCUUGUUCUUGAAAAGAGACAGAAUGUUGUCGUUGACGUAGGCGCUUCUAUAGCUGUUGGCCCUGCGAGCAUGCGGGUCAUCCAUCAACUCGGCCUAUUGGAGAGCCUUUUGGAGGUUAGCCAUAGAUCUGAACGCAAAAAGGCGCUUACUGUUGAUGGGCGCCUCGUUAAAGAUACUCUCACUGGCUCCACGUCGAUAGCAUUCAAUCGCGUUGAUUACUUGCGACUUUUGUAUCAAAGGCUUGGCAGCGACCAGGCCAAGGUGCUGACAGGAAAGGAAAUUGUCGACAUCUCAAGUACCGACUCUGGCGUUACGGUAAAGUGUGCCGAUGGCACUCUUUAUAAAGGGUCGAUUGUGAUUGGCGCAGAUGGCGUCCAUAGCAAAGUGCGCGGCAUAAUGCGCCAGAUGGCUAUUGAAGAACAUCCAAAGAGGAGCUGGGACGCAGAAGAGCCUUACUUGACAACGUACAAGUGCCUCUGGUUUUCCACGCCGUCACUGGUCAGCCAGCAGAAUCUCCCUGGAAGCCCAGAUAUGGCGGUUUAUGAAACGUACCACAAGGACCACUCCAUCAUGUGCUUAAGCGGAAAGCUGCGCUGUUGGGUCUUUCUUUACAAAAAGUUACGGCAGCCGACGACGCAGCGCCUCGCUUGUACCAAGGAGGAUAUGCAGCAAAUGAUCAAUACGUUUGCCGAUUUCCAUAUUACUGAGCAUGUCAAGGUGAGGGAGGCUUACAAUAACAAGAUUAACUCUUCCAUGGCCUCUAUUGAAGAAGGCAUGACGAGCCAUUGGAGCUGGGGCCGCAUCGUGCUCGCUGGAGAUAGCUGCCACAAAUUCGCCCCGAAUUUGGGCCUUGGCUAUCAGAGCGGGCUACAAGAUGUAGUUGCUUUGUGCAAUCGACUGCAUUCAGCCGUUGCUCAAGCACCGGACGGCAUACCCGGCACCCUCGCCUUGAGCGAAGCGUUCCAAUCGUAUUAUGCGUUUCGACGAGAGCCUGCAGACACAGAUGCCAAGUUAUCCGCAUUUGUACUUCGGGUGUCUGUCUGGGAAAACGCUUUCUAUUAUUUCCUAUCACUAUAUAUACUUCCCUUGCUGUUGGCGGAUCAUAUCUUGCAGAAUUGGGUUUUCCCUCCGAUUGAUAGACGGAUGCUGGUUCUGGAUUAUGUAGAAGCAGAGGAACCGUUUACGGGAAGGGUGGGCUGGGUCUAUAAGAUACCAACACCUUCCAAGGCAAAGGAAGACUGA